This is a messenger RNA of Dromaius novaehollandiae (emu), 5261 nucleotides long. It is a transcript of the gene COLEC11, whose product is annotated as collectin subfamily member 11. The record is from RefSeq and is a predicted model, not a curated record. Lineage: Eukaryota; Metazoa; Chordata; Aves; Casuariiformes; Dromaiidae. The transcript is spliced from 7 exons. Bases 273 to 1106 code for a protein of 277 amino acids.
UUUCCCACACUUCUUUCCUAAUUAUUGUCCUGCAGGACAGCUGAUCUAUUUCAAACAGGAAGCUGUUUACAGAUAACACUUGCAACUGUUUUGUCUGAUUUGUUGAACUGUCGAAACGCAAAAGACAACCUCUUUUCAAAUUAAAAACUGUCAGACUUCUGUAAACAGCAGCAAUGAGGUUCAUCUGUGCAGUGUCCCUGCAGGCACAGAGUGUUCUGCAGUUCCCAUUUUCUCAGCAACCAUAAGGAGUCAGUGACCUGUAAGUGCUCAUUAUGAAGAGAGAUCUGGUUUUCUUGGUGACUCUAAUUAGCCUUGCCUUCCUGUCACUGCUAAGAUCUGGAUAUCCUCAACAUAUAGCAGAGGAGUCCUGCUCUGUUCAAAUUCUUGUUCCAGGCCUCAAAGGGGAGGCUGGAGAAAAGGGCGAAAAAGGUGCUCCAGGUCGUCCGGGCAGAGUUGGGCCUCCGGGAGAUAAAGGAGAAAUGGGGGACAAAGGACAGAAAGGCAGCAUGGGACGACAUGGAAAAAUUGGUCCCAUUGGUUCAAAAGGUGAAAAAGGAGAUAAUGGUGAUAUAGGACCACCGGGUCCUAAUGGCGACCCAGGCAUCCCCUGUGAGUGCAGCCAGCUAAGGAAGGCUAUUGGUGAAAUGGAUAUCCAAGUGGCCCAGCUGACAACGGAAUUAAAAUUCAUAAAAAAUGCACUGCCCUCCCCCGCAGCUGUUGCUGGUGUGCGUGAGACAGAUAAUAAGAUAUACCUGCUGGUGAAGGAGGAGAAGAGGUACCUGGAAGCCCAGCUCUACUGCCACGGAAGAGGAGGAACGCUGAGCAUGCCCAAGGACGAGAACGCCAACAGCCUCAUCGCCUCCUACAUCAAUCAAGCAGGGCUCACCCGAGUUUUCAUAGGCAUUAACGACCUAGAGAAAGAGGGAAAUUUUGUCUACUCUGACCGAUCCCCCAUGCAGACCUUCAACAAAUGGCGCAGCGGGGAGCCCAAUAACGCAUAUGACGAGGAGGACUGCGUGGAGAUGGUGGCGUCUGGAGGCUGGAAUGAUGUGGCAUGUCAUAUCACGAUGUAUUUUGUUUGUGAAUUUGACAAAGAAAAUGUGUAAGCUCAUCUGCUUUUUCUCUAUUUUAAGAAAAGAUUUUUUAAGCAGAUUGUAUAAGUUACCCCAUGUUUAUAAAGUACAAGUGAUAUUUUACAAGUAUGUGACAUCAGUGUUGUACAGCUGUAAAUACGAUUUAGGUAUUUCAAAUAUCAAUAUUUACCCUUCAGAAGGGAAGAGCAAUGAUAAGUAAGACAUGGCUUGUUUUUCUUUAGGAAAAUAUAUGUAUUUAGAUAAAAAUGAGGCUUGGGGCUAAAUUCUGCCCUCAUGACAGUUAACAAAUUUGAUUGCAUGACUGUGAGGGAAGGCAGAAUUUGGUCUCUAGUUGUUAGAAUGAUAUUUCUGAAGAAGUAGAUUCUUGAUAUUCUUUUAUCUUAGCAAAAUUUGUAGUUUUGAAUGUUAAUUGCUUGUAGUGCUACAGGGAUAAUUCAGUCACGAGACAAACAUUUUGUAUACUCCAGUUAAUUAGUACAAAUAUUACUGUAAUUUUUUUUGGAUGUGAAGGUAUUACGACUUUUUUUUUUGAAACAUAGCCAAAGCAACCAGCUAAUCAGGAGUACUACCAAUUUUGUAAUGUUUCCUUAUUGAACUGUUCAUAGAUAACAUCACAGGGAGGCCCACCAGUGAACUAACGGAGUUUUAGUGCUGGGGGAGGACUAAGUUCUUGUAAUUCAGUAAUGAAAGAGGGAUCCAAACCAAAAGGGUGUUUGGGGGUUUGCUAGAGGUAAAAGAAAGAUUUUGUCUUCUGCAUUCUUUAGUUGAGAAUGAAUCAGUACAUGAACUAUUUAAGGCCCCAGAUAAUUUCUUAAAGUAAAUGUUUCACAUUUGCAUAAGAUGAUCUUAGUGCAAAAAACAAAGAAACAAAUAUGAAUCCUCCACAAUUUAAGUUUCUUCAUAGACAACGAAUGUCACAAAAAUGGUUUAGCCAAUAGUUCUUUUCAGCAAGAAAACAGCUUCCGCCUUUAGUCAGUGCUGACCCCCUAAAAAGCAGCAACAAGUUUCAAAUAUCUUUCCAGUUCAUGUAUAUAGCAGCAGUAAGUCAUUUUGCACAAAUAAUUUAUGUACUCAAUUUACAAUUGCAUGUAACUGAAAAUGUGAUAUAUAUUUAAAAAUACCCAUAAUUUCACAAAGGAAAUGAUGGAUUACUUUGGAGCUUUCUAAGAGCUGGUUGCACAUCAUUUUAUGCUGAUGUUAGGCAUAGAAAGAUGACCGCAAAAUCCCUGACUAACUGUGGUUUUCAGGAAUACUCUGCACGGUGUUUUAAGAUGAUCUUUAAGGAGGAAUGAUCCUUUGUAUAAGAUAGCGAUCAAAAUAUGUGUAUGAUCAGUAUGGAAGCUAUGUCUACAAUAUCCAGAGUGGAUCUGGCGUGUGCUUCCAGAUGUUUCCCUUCAGCAAGGCAAUAUCGACACAUAUCUACUCUAUAGUGUCCUGGUAUAUGAAUAAUUAAGGAUCAUACAAUUUUGUUCAUAUCCACAGAGCCUGACAAUAUUUGACACGACACUAUUAUUAUAUACUUAAGAAAGCAAACUGUUUUGCUUGAUAUAUUUACUCUGUGAAUUUGAACCCAGUAUAUGUAUGUUUACUAUUAAUUUUGAAGAUCAGUAGCACAUUCCUAUAAAUUUGAAUAUCAGCCCAGCACUAGAGCAACCACUAUAGGAAAUGGAUGGUCCAUAGAUUGCCUUACCUUUUUUCCUAUAAAGGUGGGUCUGAUUUCUGUAUGUAAGGCUUUCUUCAAAUUGUGUAUUGAUAUCUAUUAAAUAAUGUGGAUAUGGUUCUAUGCUAAUAUUCAAAGACUCUUUACAGAAUUUGCGGGAGCUGACUGUUCCAGUGGAGCAAUUCAUGUAUCAUGGUUGUUUCCUGCUGCCUACCAGCUAUGGAAAUCCUCAGAAACCCUUUAAAUCUCCAAUAUCCUUUUGUCAAAUUAUUGUAAGUAUAUUAAAGUUGUCCGAACUUGAGUUCCAGAUAUCUGGAGCUCCCUCAUUAUGUAUGUGCCUAAGUUGUUAACUGUUUAUUUUUCACCCAGUUUUUGGAAGUCUCUGAUAUGAUAGGUUGAUUUCCCCAGAAACAUGAAAAGAGACCUUUUCAGAUUCCUUUUAAGGAGAUGGGAAGCUUUUUUAGAUACCAAAUGCUCCUAUUUUAAUUGUAUGGAAGCCACACCACAUUUAUAAAGAUUGCCUUGAUGUGUACAGCUUUUAAGCAGUCUGAAUUUCUAUUAAAAUUUAUGAUGAAAAAUAAAGGCAGUGGAAAAAACACUUCCUUCCCCCAGCUUUUAUGUUCUCCAGGAUAUGUUUUUGCAGCUCUUGAAAUAUGAGAUAGAAAAGAAGAUAGCUGUCUUGUCAGAGCCCUUUAUGUACUUGGUUGCCACAGUCCUUAUUUCACUGUUUGAGCAGGGGUAAUGUCUGUAGCUGUGCUGCAAGGAUAAAAGACUGUUCAUCUGAUACCAACCUCUGCAAGGGACUGGGCAAGAAAUGUUAGAGGGAUCGGAAGCAAAUGAGCCCUUGACCAUUUCUUUCGCCCUCCAGUUGCUGACCGACAUAGGCAGACCCUUGCUGGAGGCAGAAAUCCGUAUUACAUGCAGGCUGGGCAAAGCCUGCUGAAGCACGUGGUAAGAUUUCCAUUGCCUUCAGUGGAAUUUGGUUCUGCUGCUACCUUGUGAGUUGGAGCAAAUGAGUCUUGCUUGCUUAUUUUAAUAAAUGUCCGGAGCAAAGAGCUACCAUUUUAGGAGAAAAUCAAGUCGUAAGUUAGUUUUAUUUUAUUUGAGGUAUUUUCCAUGUGCAUCGAAACCCGUAUCAUUAUAUCAUUAUUCAUUUUGUGUGCCUCUGCGGAGGACUUCUGAACAUUUCUGUCUGGUAAGUUCAUACUGACAGGUUUCCCAGACUAACGUUAUGUGUUUUACUUCUUUUUGUAUAAAUAUGGAUGAUUUUUCCCGAUACAUAUUUGCCCAUAGCCCUUUUUUAUUUUAUUCUUAAUUAAUGGGCAUGUUGGUGCAUUUUAAGAGAGCAAAAAUAACAGGUUUUUAUACAGUCGCCUGUUCAGGCUCUUGACUGAUUUCUUCACAUAAAAUACAUAUUUCAGUCAACAUGCUAUAUUCCGCCUGUUUAGAUGCUAAGGCUAUUGUGUUUUACUGAUGUGAGGGCCCAACACACAGGGCCAGGCAGGAGCUGAGCCGGCUGAGUCCAAAGGGCCGGGAAGAGCCUGGCCGUGCCCCUGCGGGGUGGCUGGGGGCUACGGUCUGCAUCCACCCCACUGCCAUCUCGACGCCCCGAUGUGGACCCCAUCGCAUUGCAUCCCCAUGACCGUGUGUCGCCCUUGGCUCCCAGCUCGCCACCCCUUGCUGCUCCUGGCAGCUGAUGUGGUUAUCCCUGAAAAUACAUUUUCUAGGCAGGUUGGGGGGCAGCAGCAGAACUUUACCCUGGCUGUGAGUUUUGAGCUGUCUGAAGUCACAAAACAGGACUGUAAAAAUUAGUCUUUAUACUUUGGAUAUAGAACAUUGUUAUUGAUAUAUCUAUUGAUAUAGAACACGUUAUUGAUAUAUAGUCCAAGAAAAUGGAGUGCUGCUUUUUACAUAAGCUCGGGAAAUACCCGUUCAAAUAUGCAUUAAAAAAAAGCAGCUGGUUGGAUUUUUUGGCUACAGUUUUUGAUGAAAAAUGAAACAAGAUGAUAGGAUGAAUUAAAACAAUUUUGUAGUUUCAAAAGUGGUGAAGGUUCACAAUGGGCAGAGACUUCUGAAGUGAACAUUUCCCAAGGUGUUUCCUUUUGGAAUGUUUCAGAAUUUCAUUUCUGAGUUCUGAAACAUCACUGUGACCCAUAAAGGGUUUUGAUUUUUGUGUUAUUCUUAGUGUAUCUUACACCAUGUCAGUAAUAGCAUUCAAUAUAAUGCCUGAAAUUUUUACCUUAUUCUUUAUGUCUUUUUUUCCAAUCGAAACAAGUUGUCUUUCUGAGAGCUCUCUUGCUUGCAGUAAUGAAAGAGUUUGAGACUUGAAUCAGUUUCUCCUUUUGGGACUGCUAUAACACUAUAAACAGCAGAUACUCUGAAUACAAAGCAAUAAUAAUGUUGAUAUUUUAAUCAACAUUAAGUAGAAGAUAUUCUUACUGAUUACAAAAAUGACUCAUUUAACAAUUAUGCCAUGUAAAAGUCAGUUUAUGCACUAUAAAAUAUAC